AUGCCCGACAACGACCUCCUCACCCAAGUCCUGAGCCAGCUCAAGCACUCCCCAUCCAUGAGCUGGGCUGAAGCCAGCAAAUUGCUUUCCAUCGCAAAGCUUGCCCUUCUCAAACUUAAUGCCCUCACGCCAAAAGCAGAAGUAUCGACAGACCUCCUUUGUCUCGCCCGCGAGACCUAUGAACAGGGAGCCCUCUUUGCCAUCCGCGCCCGAAACCCUGACGCCUUUACCCGCUAUGUCCAGCAACUUCAACCGUUUUACGAGUUGCCCUCUACGCGUCUCCCCCCGAACGUGCCAGAGCGCAACAAGGUCACCGGCCUAAGUUUACUUCUUUUCCUUACUCAAGGUCGUUAUGGCGAGUUCCACUCAGAGCUCGAGAGCCUCGCCUACAGAGAUGGGGGCGGCAGUUGUGAUGUUGAGGGGGAUCGAUAUCUCGGAUACCCGAUCAGGCUCGAGAGAUGGCUGAUGGAAGGAAGCUACGAUCGCGUCUGGAGGGCAAUGAAGAGCAGCGAAGUGCCAUGUGACGAAUACAGCGUGUUCUCGGAGAUCUUGAAAAACCAGAUUCGAUCCGAGAUAGCCAGCAGCAGUGAGCGUGCUUAUCCCUGUCUCCCAAUCAGCUCUACAAAAUCCCUUCUGUUCCUUGAUUCGGAAGGGGAUGUCAUCCAUUUUGCCCAUCGUCGUGGCUGGGCUGUGAAGGAUGGCCAUAUAUUCUUUCCAAACGUCGCAGACGCCAGUGAAGUGGGUGUACAGAGCAAAGAUGUGAGUCAGAUGAUGAUAGAGAACACCCUGGGCUAUGCGCGUGAGCUCGAGACAAUUGUGUAG
Drechmeria coniospora is the source of this 822-nucleotide messenger RNA. Its product is annotated as 26S proteasome non-ATPase regulatory subunit 8. NCBI's taxonomy places the organism in Eukaryota, Fungi, Ascomycota, Sordariomycetes, Hypocreales, Ophiocordycipitaceae. Bases 1 to 822 code for a protein of 273 amino acids. The transcript has 2 exons. Gene Ontology annotation, cellular component: cytosol; proteasome regulatory particle, lid subcomplex; proteasome regulatory particle. Gene Ontology annotation, biological process: proteasome-mediated ubiquitin-dependent protein catabolic process. The record is from RefSeq and is a predicted model, not a curated record.